GAUCACAUGAUCGAGGGUGGACUGGCCGUGGCUGAACUGGGUGCGGGAACAGAAACUUGCACUUGGGUCGUUCUGCCACCCGCCUCCCCUUGUUCCGAUAUUAGCAGCACGGCUCUGCGUUCACCCCAAAAGCGCGGACCUCCGCUCUGAUCCCGGGUCUAAACCCUUGCGUUUACAACAAACCCCCUCCGUAUCCCGGCAAUGCUAUGGAUCGUACCCCAAAUAAAGCGAUUUUCGCUUGAGACGAAAACAUAACAGGCUUGUGUUUUUUGGGAGUGACUCACCUCCCCUUCCCCAGAGUUUGAUUCAAAAAAAGAGUUCACAACCAAGAUGGCCGCCGAUCCCAUGCAGGCUCACAUGGUUUCGGACCGGCUGGGCCUGGGGCACAACCUUGACCUGUCUGAUACCAUGGUGCAGCAGAAGCUAGACGAAAUCAAGGAGCAGAUCAAGAGGGAGAUCCGCAAAGAGCUGAAGAUCAAAGAGGGGGUGGAGAACCUCAGAAAGGUCACAACGGAAAAAAAGAGACUGGCAUAUGUUGAUAAUAUGCUCAAGAAGUCCAACAAGAAGUUAGAGGAGCUUCAUCAAGAGUUGCAGGAACUCAAUGCUCAUAUUGUGGUGAAGGAUCCAGAGGAUCUUCUCUUAGAGUGCCCUCUUACGCUGGACAGCCCUAAAAGGGAAGCACGAACAUGCACUAUCAGCAGCAGACUAGCAGCCCUGAAAAAACAGAACGACAUUGAAUUGAAGGUGAAACAGGGGGCUGAGAACAUGAUCCAGAUGUAUUCAAAUGGCUCCUCAAAGGACAGAAAACUGCUUGAAACAGCACAGCAGAUGCUUCAAGACAGCAAAACCAAGAUCGAGUUCAUCCGAAUGCAGAUUCUCAAAGCCAGCCAAACCAGCGAGCUCCGCUUCGACAACAAUGAUGUCAUUGCCAAACCCAUCAUCAGUCCGCUGGACCUGCGGGUGGAGGAACUCUGCCAUCACACACGGAUAGAGUACGCUGUGGCCGAGGGGGCCAAGAAUGUCAUGAAGCUGUUGGGCUCUGGUAAACUGGCUGAGAAAAGGGCUCACUCAGAGGCCCAAGCCAGAUUCAAUGAGUCCAGUCAGAAGCUGGAUUUGUUGAAGUAUUCCCUGGAGCAGAGACUCAAUGAGCUUCCGAAGAACCACCCCAAGAGCAGUCUGAUCAUGGAGGAGUUAUCGCUCAUGUCCUCUCCGGCACUCAGUCCCCGUCAGAGUUUCAUAUCCACACUGAACCACAACAGCACUGUUAAAAACCAGUACAGCACCAAACCAGCUGCACUCACAGGCAAAUUAGAGGUUCGGCUCAUGGGAUGUCAGGACCUGUUAGACAGUGUUCCUGGCCGGUCUAAAGCCACGUCGGUGCCGCUGCCCGGUUGGAGCCCCAGUGAAACGCGCUCCUCUUUCAUGAGCCGUGGGAACCGCAGAGGAACCAGUGUUCGAAAUCUCUCCAAAAAUGAUGACUUGUCCAAUGAGAUUAGUGCUGUUCUGAAGCUUGACAACACUGUCGUUGGUCAGACCAGUUGGAAACCUGUCAGUAAUCAGUCGUGGGACCAGAAGUUUACAUUAGAGCUAGACCGGUCUCGUGAGCUGGAGAUCUCGGUGUAUUGGAGAGAUUGGCGGUCCCUUUGUGCGGUGAAAUUCCUGCGACUGGAGGACUUCCUGGACAACCAGCGGCACGGAAUGUGCCUUUACCUUGAGCCACAAGGGACUCUGUUUGCAGAGGUUACCUUUUUUAAUCCAGUCAUUGAGCGAAGAACCAAACUCCAGAGGCAGAAAAAGAUCUUCUCAAAGCAACAAGAUGAGAUUAGUGCUGUUCUGAAGCUUGACAACACUGUCGUUGGUCAGACCAGUUGGAAACCUGUCAGUAAUCAGUCGUGGGACCAGAAGUUUACAUUAGAGCUAGACCGGUCUCGUGAGCUGGAGAUCUCGGUGUAUUGGAGAGAUUGGCGGUCCCUUUGUGCGGUGAAAUUCCUGCGACUGGAGGACUUCCUGGACAACCAGCGGCACGGAAUGUGCCUUUACCUUGAGCCACAAGGGACUCUGUUUGCAGAGUCUCCAUUUCCUGGUGAUGAUGAAGAAGAGGUUUUUGACAGCAUUGUGAAUGACGAAGUUCGCUACCCAAGAUUCCUCUCAACAGAGGCCAUCUCCAUUAUGAGAAGGUUAUUAAGAAGGAAUCCCGAGCGACGACUUGGAGCUGGUGAACGUGACGCAGAGGAUGUGAAGAAACAUCUGUUCUUCAGAAAUAUUGACUGGGAUGGACUAUUAGCAAAGAAAGUGAAGCCACCAUUUGUACCCACAAUCCAGAGUUCCAUUGAUGUUAGUAAUUUUGACGAUGAAUUUACCUCAGAGGCACCGGUGCUCACACCCCCCAGAGAACCCCGGCCCUUAACCCAGGACGUGCAGGACCUAUUUGCAGACUUUGACUAUAUUGCAGACUGGUGUUAGUCAUGUGUUGGCAUCCCUCCCUCUCUCUACACACACACAAGACACAGAAAAUGUGAAUCAGACCAUUUGCAAAUAUCCUUUUUUUGUUGUUGUCAGUGUUAUUUUAGGAUUACCACAUCCCCUUUUCCGUAUUAACAUGAAGAAGAAACUUUAAAAAAAAAAAUUUUUUAUGAUUAUUACCAACAUGUUCAGGUUCAGGAUGAUUAUUCCAUUUCAUCGGGGCUUAAGCACUGAUCAUGAAAAACAUGAACUGAGCAGUAUAGUUUUCAACUGUACUGACAACUUACCAUGGCUUGAACCAUGUGAUCAGGUGCUUCACUGACACCCCCUAGUGUUGAGGAAGUCAGUAGGCCACAUCCACAUUCAUCUUGCCCACGGAAUUCCAUCAGUUACACUAAGAAUGAUGAGCCUUGAUUUUAAUAUUUUUUGUAUUUGAAGCAUUUACAUUGCGACUGGUUAAAAAGUCUGUCAGCUGUCAAUGUUGAUUAUGUGGAAGUGUUUUAAAGCCAUAGACCGAAAUAAUGAUAGUGAUACAUUGUACCUCAUCCAAUGAAUGUAUAGUUUGCCACCAUUACCAAAACAUCUAGCCAUUUUUAUGUAAUGGAGACUUUACUCUUCCCUACAGUACAGUAAUAAUGCAUUAAGAUCCUAGUUACAACGGAAUCCCAAAUAUGAACUACCAGUUACAGCUCUAAUCAUAUAUGUCAGUGCUUUGAAACAGGGAAUGCAUUUACUUCCAUUGAGUUAUUGUUCUAUCAAGUUUCAGGAGAGGGUCAUGUUUUUUUUUUACCAGACUUAAGCUGUCAGUGGAUUUACACUACCGUUCAAAA
This is a messenger RNA of Sinocyclocheilus grahami, 3293 nucleotides long. Its product is annotated as serine/threonine-protein kinase N2-like. Gene Ontology annotation, biological process: protein phosphorylation; signal transduction. Lineage: Eukaryota; Metazoa; Chordata; Actinopteri; Cypriniformes; Cyprinidae. The coding region runs from base 331 to 2463 and encodes 710 amino acids. The record is from RefSeq and is a predicted model, not a curated record. The transcript has 15 exons. Gene Ontology annotation, molecular function: small GTPase binding; protein serine/threonine kinase activity; ATP binding.